Messenger RNA from Corythoichthys intestinalis (scribbled pipefish), 2763 nucleotides. Its product is annotated as gastrula zinc finger protein XlCGF57.1-like. The transcript is spliced from 3 exons. Bases 576 to 1883 code for a protein of 435 amino acids. NCBI's taxonomy places the organism in Eukaryota, Metazoa, Chordata, Actinopteri, Syngnathiformes, Syngnathidae. The record is from RefSeq and is a predicted model, not a curated record.
UCUUAACCAAACGAGCACCUUCAAAGCAUUGUUAUUGGGCUCGAGCGUUUACGUCACAGCAGCACGGGAUCGUGCGAGAUUUGCGACAACGCAGCGAUUGCGGAAGCACGUCUGCAUCACGGGACAUUUAAACUUAACGGCAAAUAUAAUUGAACUACGAGUGCCAAAGAUGGAAAAAUGUAGGGAAAACUUGCCAGUUCGAUAACAAACUUGUUACCGCGGCGAAGGACCGAUAUGUGAGCAAUUUUAAGGAUGUGAACAAUGUUGACCCUCACGAGCAAGCCGAACACAAAUGGAAUAAAGAUGUCGACAAGCUUCCACCACUACGCGAAAUGGACAUCAUGCUGUAUUUAGUGUUUGGUGUAUGUUACUACACUCAUCAGCAAUUCCGAAACUACAAAUCGCUACAAAGCUACGAACAGUUUUGCUGCGGAUGGGUGCAGGAUCUUCACAUUAUGACCAUAGCAAACGGCAACACCAUCUUUCUAGCAAAGUGUCCCGCAGAUGUUACUGAAGAAGAUCUUCACCUUUAGAAGCACAAUCCCCUCCACAUUAAACAGGAGGAGGAGUCGGAGAUGCCGUUCAUCAAACAGAAAGCGGAGCCAGACACUCCCUACAUUAAAGAAGAAGAACAGGAAAAUGAAAUCCCCAAGUUUCCAGUGGCUGUCAGUGUGAAAAGUGAAGGAGAUGAAGGUCCAAGCGAUGAGAGCGGAGCAGCAAAACUGUGGAGCAACAGCUCACUUCAUCACCUGACAACAAAACGAGAGGGACGGCCGCAACCUGACGGUUUGUUAGCUCCGCUGUCGGACAGCGAUGACGUAACGUCACACUCAUCUGACUUUAACACUGAUGAGGAGGAUGUUGACUUUGAGCAAAAUGCUUGGAAAUUCUUCAAGACAUCAUUGAAAGGAGACACAAACAAAUGUGCGGGUGGGAAACCGUUUGGCUGCGCACUUUGCAACAAAGGAUUUUCUCGGAAGACUAAUUUAGAAGUGCAUAAGCGUACACACAUUGGAGAGAAACCUUUUGACUGCUCAACUUGUGGCAAAAGAUUCUCGCAGAAGGCACAUUUAAACAAACACACAAGAAGCCACACUGGAGAGAAGCCUUUUGUCUGCACACUUUGUGGCAAAAGAUUCACACAGAAGGCACAUUUAAACAAACACACAAGAAGCCACACUGGAGAGAAGCCUUUUGCCUGCACACUUUGCAACAAAAGAUUUUCUCAGAAGGCUCAUUUAAUAACACAUAACCGUACACACACUGGAGAAAAGCCUUUUGUCUGCACAUGUUGUGGUAAAAGAUUCACCGAGAAGGGAAAUUUAAACCAACACGCAAGAAGACACAGUGGAGAGAAGCCUUUCGCCUGCUCCUUAUGUAAGAAAACAUUUUAUGUUCAGUCUCAGUUGAUAAGACACAUGCAUACACAUACCGGAGAAAAGCCUUUUGUCUGCACAUGUUGUGGUAAAAGAUUCAUCGAGAAGAUAGAAUUAAACCAACACAUAAGAACACACACUGGAGAAAAGCCUUUUGGCUGCUCACUUUGUGGCAAAAGAUUUACACAGAAGUCACAUUUAAACAAACACACAAGAAGCCACACUGGAGAGAAGCCUUUUGUCUGCACACUUUGCAACAAAAGAUUUUCUCAGAAGUCUCAUUUAAUAAUACACAAGCGGACACACAAUGGAGAAAAGCCUUUUUUCUGCACAUGUUGUGGUCAAAGAUUUGCCGAAAAGGGAAAUUUGAAACAACACACAAGCACACACAGUGGAGAGAAGCCUUUUGGCUGUUCACUUUGUGGUAAAAGAUUCACUCGAAAGGGAGAUUUAGUAAAACACUCAAGAAACCACACUGGGGAAAAACCUUUGAAUUGCGUUGUUUAACAAGAUAUUCAAAUUCCUGCCACAUAUUUACAGUGGAAAAAGCAUUUCAAUUUUCUUACUCAGUUUCCCUUGAGCAUCUUUUGAACAAGUAUUUGAAAUGAUUUGGCCAGUCCUGGUCUUUUUCACAACUAUCCAAUAUUCUUGAUUUUAUUUGUUUUUUUAAACCAAAUGAAUUAGGUUUAGUUUAGGUUACGUCAUAUCCCACUUGAUCUUCUGUUUUAUAUGACGACUUUUCUGCUUUUUUGAGUUACUUUGGCUUUUGUCUCAUCUGAUUGUUGCUUUUGUAAACUCAAAGUGACCUUGAGUGCCUUGAAAUAAUUUGUAUUCCACUGGCCAACAGUCCAUUUUGUGCAUGAAAUAUUGAUACUAUUUGUAGCUAAAUUGAGGUCAUUGAAUGCACUGCAAGUGUCACAAUAAAAUUGUUUGCAGUUUGCGAUUUCAUUCAGUUCAAAUGGCCUCACGAGAAUAUUUUAAAAUAUCUGUAUGGAAUAUUUCCUUUAGGACACAAACGGCUGAUAUAUUCAAGAACUAUUUAUUUCAAAUAUAUAUUUUGCAUAUUUUUAAGACUUCUAUUUUAUAUAUUUCUGGGCCUCUUUUUAACUUAUUACCUUUGCCCUGUAUAGGAGAAUCUCCACCAAUCUCGUUGUACAUUGUAUGAUCUCGUUGUACAUUGUAUAAUGACAAUAAAAGCUAUCCAUCCAUCAUCUACCGCUUAAUCCAAGUCCGGGUCGCGGGGGCAGCAGCUUUAGCAGGGAAGCCCAGACUUCCCUCUCCCCAUCCACUUCAACCACCUCCUGUGGUGGGAUCCCAAGGCAUUCCCAGGCCAGCUGAGAGACACAGUCUCUCCAGUGUUUCCUGGGUAAUCCCCAUAGCCUCUCAA